Messenger RNA from Condylostylus longicornis, 1369 nucleotides. RefSeq names its product protein amalgam-like. The transcript has 5 exons. The coding region runs from base 212 to 1285 and encodes 357 amino acids. NCBI's taxonomy places the organism in Eukaryota, Metazoa, Arthropoda, Insecta, Diptera, Dolichopodidae. Gene Ontology annotation, cellular component: neuron projection. The record is from RefSeq and is a predicted model, not a curated record.
UUUCUAAAGUUAUGCACAUAUGCUAAGAUUUUAUAUAAAAGUAUUCGUUUGAUCUCCCAAAUAGAAAUAAUAUAAACAAAGUUUUUAAGAUUAACAAGAAAAUAUUUUUAAUUGGCAAAAUAUUUUCAACAAAGAAAUGAUUGAGUGAUUUAAGUACAAAAAAAAAGAAAAAGAUUAUUAACUACAAAUUGAGGUUGAAAAAAUUAAAAAAAUGAAUAAAAUUAUUUUAUUUAUUUACCUUACUUCGUUUAUAUGUUUAUCUUAUCAAAAUCCGACUAUAUCUGAUAUAUCACCAGAACAAAUUCAUGAAAUUGGAGAAAACGCAACUUUGAAUUGUACUGUAGAAAAUGUUGACAACUAUGCUGUAACAUGGGCUAAAGUACAAGAAUCUGGUUCUGUUGUCUUAUCAUUGAGAGAAAGCUUGGCACUACCUGAUAAAAGAUAUUCGAUUAAAGUAAUAAAUGCAGAUGAUAGUAAGAUAUAUUCAUUUGGAAUAAAUGCACUUGAAGCUAGUGAUAGUGGUGCAUAUGAAUGUGAAAUUAUUAUAUCGACAACUUCACAAAAAAUGAAAAGAAGUGUUAAAUUAUUAAUAAAGCACCCACCGUAUAUACCAGAUAAUUUGAUUCAAAAUCCGUAUACAAUAACUGAAGGCUCCAAAGGAGAAAUAACAUGUCAGGCUGAAGGAUUUCCAAAACCGUCCAUAACUUGGAGAAGAGAGAAUGAUGCAAUUAUGCCUGGUGGUGGAAAUCAUUUUGAAGGAAACACGUUAAAAUUUAAUUCAGCGCACCGAUAUGAUCGUGGUACAUAUUUCUGCAUUGCAGAUAACGAAAUAGGUACACCCUCCAAAAAGCCAAUUCAAAUUGAGGUAGAAUUUAAGCCAGUAAUUACAACUCCAGUGCCAAAAGUUGGUCAGGCAAAGAACUAUGCCAUAGAACUAGAAUGUGAUGUUGAAGGUUUUCCUGCUCCAGCAGUAUCAUGGUACAGGAAUGAUAAACAAUUGCAAAGUACAGGAAAUUUCUGGAUUACAAAUAAUGCCGCAAAGCACGAUAUAACCAAUUCCGUUCUACGCAUUUCUUCUGUUGGAGAACCGGAUUAUGGGGAUUAUAUUUGUAAAGCUGAAAAUAAACUUGGAAACUCAGAAGCUCGCGUCACUUUAUUUGGACCAAGGAUACCAAAUAUUCAUUUUCAUGCAUUAAUUUCAUCUGGAUCAACCAGUUGCAGCAUUUAUAAUUAUAAAAUAUUUUUAAUUACCAUGACAAUUCUGUGUUUAUACAAGAUUAUGUAAUAUGAGAUUUAAUAGCAUAACUUUUUUUAAUUUUAAUAUUAAUUUUAUGAUUAAAGAGUGAAAUUAAUUGAUUAUAAUUUACUU